Mesorhabditis spiculigera is the source of this 1065-nucleotide messenger RNA. The record is from the annotation of a GenBank genome assembly. Lineage: Eukaryota; Metazoa; Nematoda; Chromadorea; Rhabditida; Rhabditidae.
AUGGCGCCAGUGGAAGACAUCGGCCAUCGCUGUAACUAUCUGGUGACCCACUCGUCAAGCCAGACCCUUCCUAGCAUCCAUCGAACCAUCGACUGCCCCUACACGAACUAUUGCAUAAAGUUUGCCUCUUCGAAACUCGUCUUCUGGAGUUGCCCGGUCGCUAACAGCGUCUGCUCAAAGUCGGAAUUCAAAGUAACGACCUUCGACCCGGAAGAUUCGAGUUACACCGCUACCGGAACGGCCUAUUGCUGCACCGGGAAUCUUUGCAAUGUGAUGUACACCAGUCAGCCGGGGAUGAACCCGGUCCCGGGCCCGGCCCCGCAGAGCCACGCCUCGCAACGCGGCCCCGGUUCGCAGAACCCAAGGCAGCCAAUGCUGAUGCAAGCGCCACAAGCCCCGGUGGGAUGCCCUCCCGGCCUCGAAUACCUCACCAUCCUCGACCGGGUUGUUGUCGAGCAGAAAAUCGAGGUGUUCGAGGUGAUGACGAACUGGGAGACGGCCAACCGCUACGCCAUCCACAACGCCAAUUGGCAACAGGCCUACAUGGCGUUCGAGGAGGACAAGAUGAGCUGCGCCAGGCAGUGCUGCCCGAACAAGCGCGGCUACGUGAUGCACGUCGUUGACAAUUAUGGAAGGGAAGUGAUGCGUAUCACCCGUCCCUUCAAAUGUUGCGCCGACAUGUACUGGGGGAAUGAGACGACCGUCGAGGCGCCGCCCGGAAAUGUGAUUGGACGGGUCGUGGAGGACAUCGGUUCCCUCGGUUGCUGCUCGCACAAAUUUUCCCUGCAUAUGGAUGGGCAGCAGGCGCUGAAAAUCGACGGCCCGCUGGACUGCUGCUGUUGCCGGAUUUGCAAUGUUUGCGGUGAUCAGGUCUUCGAGAUCAAGACGAUGCAGGGCGAAAAGAUUGGCGACAUCCGGAAGAAGUGGACCGGUUUCGCGCAGGAGUACUUCACCGACGCCGACACGUUCACCUGCGAUUUCCCCGUCGACCUGGACGUGCGCAUGAAGGCCACCAUCCUCGCGGCUACUUUCCUAGUGGACUUCAUGUUCUUCGAGGACAACAAU